Carcharodon carcharias (great white shark) is the source of this 2127-nucleotide messenger RNA. It is a transcript of the gene sirt2, whose product is annotated as sirtuin 2 (silent mating type information regulation 2, homolog) 2 (S. cerevisiae). The coding region runs from base 317 to 1387 and encodes 356 amino acids. The transcript is spliced from 16 exons. Gene Ontology annotation, molecular function: histone deacetylase activity, NAD-dependent; NAD+ binding. The record is from RefSeq and is a predicted model, not a curated record. Lineage: Eukaryota; Metazoa; Chordata; Chondrichthyes; Lamniformes; Lamnidae.
UUCGGGUUGGAGCAGUUAGUAGGGCGGAGCCGGACGACUGAAAGCGGCGGCAGUAGGGAUUCACAAUAAAUCGGCUCGAUGUCGGAGUCAGAAGGUGGAAGGCGGUUAAAGCUCACAUCAUAAGGGCGUUUCCCGCUCUCUUUGUGCCGUGAAUAAUUCUAAAUUCGGUCGUUGACGAGUCCGUCGCAUUGCGUGCGAAGAAAAUGGCGUCGGGCGGCGCUUGAGAAGGGCUUCAGUGCCGAAGAUAGGUGCUAGCUCUGGAAGUGAGAGCGCGGAUUCUCAAGGGGAAACGAGUGAGCUGUCCAACGCUUCUGAAAUGGAUUUUCUGAGGAACUUACUGUCACGGUCACUUGAUCUGCGGGAGCAACAACCCACAAAGAUCCUGGAAGAACUCAGUCUGGAAGGGAUAGCAAAGUACAUCCUGAACAAAAAAUGUGAAAAGAUUAUAUGCAUGGUCGGAGCUGGCAUAUCGACAUCGGCAGGAAUCCCUGACUUCCGCACUCCCAGCACCGGCCUGUACCACAACCUGCAGAAAUACGACCUGCCCUAUCCAGAGGCGAUUUUCGAAACUGGCUACUUCAAGCAACACCCGGAACCAUUUUUUGCAUUGGCGAAGGAACUGUACCCAGGGCAGUUUAAGCCCACAGUUUGCCAUUACUUCAUGCGGAUGCUGCGAGAUAAGGGAUUGCUGUUACGCUGUUAUACACAGAACAUUGACACCCUGGAGCGAGUAGUUGGGCUAAAGGACGAGGACUUGAUAGAGGCACAUGGGACAUUCUACACCUCUCACUGUACCAAUAGUGCGUGCAAGAAGCAAUAUAACCUGGACUGGAUGAAAACGCAGAUCUUCACAAAGCCGCUGCCAAAGUGUGAACAGUGCGAUUCUGUAGUGAAGCCUGACAUUGUGUUCUUUGGUGAGAGUCUCCCCCAACGAUUCUUUGCUACCAUGGAGUCCGAUUUUCCAAAAUGUGACCUCCUCAUCAUCAUGGGCACUUCCUUGCAAGUCCAGCCAUUUGCAUCUCUUGCCAGCAGGGUGUCUGACACAACACCCCGGCUUCUCAUUAACAAGGAAAUCACUCGUCAGAGCGACCCUGUGAUGGCCUUACUAGGACUUGGAACUUCCCUUGACUUUGACUCCGAAAGGGCUUACAGGGAUGUGGCUUACGUGGGUUCAUGUGAUGACGGCUGUCUUGCUCUCGCUGACCUGCUGGGCUGGAAGGAGGAGCUUGAAGACAUUGUGAAGGAGGAACAUGCCUUGAUAGACAGCAAAACUGAGGGUGCACAGGGCACAGCCAGCCCCAGAGCCCCAGAUGCAAAGAAAAGCUCGCCAGAGGUGGAGAGAAGCAAGCAGGAGGCAGACACCGAGGUGGAUAAGCCAGCUGGUUAAAAAGGUUGCCGGUCAGACAGAUCAUCGCAUAGCCCGGCCAGGUGGCUGUAAGUGGGGGAAAUGUCUCAUGCCCUUUAAUACCUUGUGUUAACUGAUUGGAGUGACUGUCCAGUUAUGGGACUGAAUCCCCCACUUCCUAUCUCACUUUCAACCUUGUAGCAUUUUACAGAUGAUUCUUGUCACAUUUUGCUACUCCACCACCAGAUGUCGCUGGUUUGCUUUUACUUUGUAGUUUUGAUUAUAGACAUCUAGUGGGGGUGGGCAAGUAUUGCUGUAAUCCUUUCGGACCAGAUGUAUCCAUAGCAAUCUGAACAAUGAGAGGUUUUUUUUCUAACCCUGCGUAAUCCUUGUGUGUUCAUUCCUCUAAAUCAAUCGGGGCUAAAUUACUGCUCUCUGGGAGCCAGCUUCACUCGAAAGCAGAAAAGUAUUUAAGAAAAACGCUUUUUGUUGGGUUUAGUUACAUUAACUGGAAGCUCUGUGUGAGAGAGAGAGAGAAAACGAUUGUCUGGCAAGUAUGAUUGAUGGAGAAAGGACCCAUGUAACUAAUUGGAUGGAAAAUGUCUCAGAAAUGCAGAGUGGUGAAGGUUAAACUUUAAACGCCUUAAAACUAACACCUUUCAAUCUUUCUCAAUGCAUAUCUACAGGUAAUAAUUAUAGAUGUAAAUAUAGAUAUCUAUGUAAUGGAUGGCAUGUUUCUGUUAUUAAGCUGUGAAAUAAAACUUCAAAUUAAUUCACUUUGA